Pochonia chlamydosporia 170 is the source of this 1449-nucleotide messenger RNA. RefSeq lists its product as hypothetical. The transcript has a single exon. The record is from RefSeq and is a predicted model, not a curated record. The coding region runs from base 1 to 1449 and encodes 482 amino acids. Lineage: Eukaryota; Fungi; Ascomycota; Sordariomycetes; Hypocreales; Clavicipitaceae.
AUGCAAUGCGUCCUGUUAGGCCAUUGGCGAGAGUCCACUGUCCCGGAUGACAGCAAAAAGCAUGCAGUCACGGGGUUUGUUGACGAGCAGAACACACUCCAAAUGUACAUUCAACCGUACACAAAGGAAGGAGAGCCGCUGGCCCAAGAUUACGGGCUACCAGCCAGGCAUUCUGAACGGUGGGUGACGUUUGACCGCGUGGAAUUCUCCCAUCACCUUGUCGGAUUGAAUCCUUUAGAAGUAAAGGAAUAUACGCGCAUUCGAUCCAAUAUACCCGCAGAGGAAUCCAAGGAGGAACGAAUUGCCGCCGAAGCGGCUGCUGUUGCGGAUGCCACCCAUCGGGCACAGAUUAAAACCCCCCUCCAUCCAGCACAGCCCGCCUUCAAUGAAGGGAGAACGAGUAACGGCUUCAAACCGAUUCUGCCCGCACUGCCUAAGAUUCAAUAUCAGGUCACUCCUUCGCCACAGAAGUCAAUACCGACGUCUAAAACUCAACUCCAUUCUCGUCCUUUACCCUGCGCUCGUCCGACUCGCAUUCCUGUGGGCUGCUGGAAGCCACCGGGCGAAAACAACCACGAUGGUUGCCAUGAAGUUUAUGGCAUUCUUGGACAAAAUGACUCAUUUCGAUAUAUGGUUGUACAAGAAAUAAGAGACAGGAGGUUUGAAAAUAGUAACGUCCUGUCUGGCGCAAGUGCUAUAUGGAUAUCGUUUGAAGAAGUUGAAUUUCUGCCACAUCUCAAAGUCCUUAAUCAUCAGGAAGUCAAAGAGUUCUGUCGCAUCCGACAGAAUCAAGUGGAUCACGGUGAGAACCCUAGAGAAAGUACCAACAAUGAGGCAAAUGCUGUACGUGAAGCACAGCUCCGCGUGAGCGAUAUGUCCAACAGACAACGACAGAACUCCAACGCCAUGUUAACCGCGCGAUCUCGAGACGGGAUAGUGGAUCUUACGAACAAGGAGCCAGAUUGCGGAAACCAUCUCCCACCAACCAACCGAGAUACGUCACGGCCGCUUCCCAACCGGCGGACCGAGAAUGAUCUUCGAGCAAGUGGAAGUUGCAGUACUAAGACGGCGGUUCAAACCAAAUCCCAACCCUCGCAGGUUGGGCAGGAACCUGUUCGAGCCGAGACAACCCUAGAUCAGCCUGAGAGCUUUGCCGUCCACAAAGAACAAAUUCCGGCGUCAAUUGACCACGGACCCGGAAAACGUGCUCCUCUGGACGAGACAUCUUCACAAUCAUCGGAGCAUCCGCAGCGCUCAGAUAAGCGUCAACGGACUCUUUCCACAGAAGAAGAAUGCAGAGAGUAUGUUCAGCUGACUGGUGGGAUGAAGUACCACCGUAAGACGGCAGGUCCUUUUGCAGGAAAGUUCGUGUCACAAGGAGCUAUUUUUAACAUGAACGGCGAUGAUUACAUUGAAUAUCGCGUUCUUGCCAAGGUAUCAUUUCUUUAA